Messenger RNA from Leishmania braziliensis MHOM/BR/75/M2904, 2478 nucleotides. RefSeq lists its product as hypothetical. The coding region runs from base 1 to 2478 and encodes 825 amino acids. NCBI's taxonomy places the organism in Eukaryota, Euglenozoa, Kinetoplastea, Trypanosomatida, Trypanosomatidae. The transcript has a single exon. The record is from RefSeq and is a predicted model, not a curated record.
AUGCCGUACAGCAAGGCAUGGCGUAGCGCCAUAUACCCGGACUUCCGGGACCAGGGCGCCUAUGUGGACUACAAGGCAACCAAAGACAUUCUCCACCGCAUGAAGGAAAACAUCGCCAACCCGUCGACCCCGGAUGAGCUCUACACCUCUCUCCUGUCACAGAAAAUGCGCGUGUACGAGUGGUGCGAACGCAAGCAGGAGGAGUUGCUGAAGAUGUCACUGCGCCUCUACGAGUGCUCCAAGUACCUGACAGAGGAGGAGGUGCUGACGAACUGGAGUAUCACCCUGGCCAGCGCGCCCAAGGACAAGGGGAAGCGCCUGCUGCCGCGCGAGGCACGCCUCAUCGCGGAUGCUAUCGUGCACGAGCUGCUCCGCUUCGUCGAGUGCCGCAAUCUCAACACUGACACCAUCGAGCACAUCAUUGGCCGCAUGUACCGAUACGCUGUGUUGGGCCCAACCGGCGACCGCUGGAAGAACAUCUACGUCGAGUAUGACUACGAUCAAAUCUCUGUCGAGGAGGUCUUCCUCCUCCUUUCGCGCGUCUACGACUGCGUCAAGCAGACGGAGGAGCGCAUUUCGGCCAAGGGGAAAUUGAGCAUACCCACCGGCUCCGAGGGCUCGCAGGUGUUUGACCGCCGCUCCGUUAAGUACUGGGUGCACCUUCAGGACCUCCCCUUCGUCAUUGCACGUAUUAUCCCGCACCUGCCGCUCAGCACCUUCAAGGACACGUACCAGGAGUGUAAAACGGCGGGCAUCCCGUUCCGCCUCUUCUCGCCCGUCAGCUCCGUCUACUACGACAACAACAAAUUCCUCCUCUACCACCGCCGCCUGGAGCGCAUUGAGGGGAGCACGCUGAUCCGCAUGCGGUGGUACUCGGACACGUACUCCGAGGACUGGAAUGCGCUGCAGGAAGACGACAAUGUGUUCAUGGAGAUUAAGGUGCACCACGAGGCGUGGAGCGGCGAGCGCAGCAACAAGCGCCGCUUUGCCAUCAAAGAGAAGGAGGUGGAUGCGUUUGUGCAUGCGCAGCUGAGCCUGCUGCCGGCGCUGGAGAAGCUGAAGCGUAAAAACGCGAGCGAAGAGGAGCAGGAAAAUUUCAAGUCCCUGGCGACGGAGAUUCUCUCGAAGAUACAUGCCUACGAUCUGAAGCCGGUGCUGCGAACACAGUGCGGCCGAGCUGCCUUUCAGCGCGGUGCCGACCAGAAGGUGCGUGUGAGCAUCGACACGGGUCUGCACAUGUCUGCCGAAGACUUUGGACUCGACCAUCACUGGCGCUACACCGGCGGCGACUCGCCUGUCUCCCACUUCCCCUACGCGGUGGUCGAAGUGAAGCUGCAGUGCACUGAAAAUGAGCGUAUUGCUCCAUGGAUCGAAGAGCUGAUGGGGUGCCGCUACAUGGAGAGCGUCCCCAAGUUCAGCAAGUACGCGCACGGCAUCGCCUCCCUGUACGGGCACACCUCCUUCAUCAGCAUGGUACCGUACUGGAUACACCAGCUCAACAUCGACAUCCGCGCCUCGACGAAGCCGGAGGUGCACCUCUGGGACCCGACGAUGGGCCUGGCCGCUGGCUGCCUCGAGCGCACGGCCGAUCGUUUGAUAUUCGGUACCAACCCGGCGCAGACGCAGACGGUAGGGGCGUCGGAGGCGCAAUUCCUGCCUCGUACAGAUUACGCCAAGAUUUACCAGCGUGUUCUACGCAUCCUCCAGCACGAUGCCAACAGGACCGCGGAGAGCUCGGCAAAUGCGUCAAUGGUCGCGGCGUCGACAACGAACUCCGUCGGCGUUGUGGAUGGCGUUGCGGACGGCAAGGCAAACAAGAGCAUGAAAGAGGGGGCCCAGGGAGCAGAGAUGUCGGCAACGUCAGCCGGCGCCGGCGGGGCACAGCUUGGCCUCUUCCCCGUGGUGCAGUACCCGGUGGAUCGGCGCCAUAUGGCAUACACCACCUUCCACCUCUACCCCUACUCGGAGAGCGGCACGGAGCCGCUCUGCUACGACCCAAAGGACGGCAAGAACGCGUUCGCACAAGUGUUCUACGGCAAGAUCCCGUGGCAGACAGGUAAGCGCAUCAAAGUGCCACAGAAAUACGACCCCAAGACGUUGUUGACCUCGGAGCGGUACAUGGCCAAGUGGAUGCAGCUCGCCACAGAGUUUGGCCUCCUAGGCCUGUCCAGCAUUCAGUUCGGCAAGGGGCUCUUUCUGCCAGAAGACGUCGCCAACUACUCACCAUUUUGGAAGGACAACUUCCACGUUGUGACGGGGGUUGUCAUGGUCGUCAUCGCCCUCCUCACGCAGGUGUACGCGUAUGUUGCCUUCAAGGCGCGCUCCAGGCGUGUCUAUGCGCGCCGCAAAAUUCGCUACGACGACGUCGUGAGACCAACACUGCUGACGUUCUUCCUUGCGGUGAGCUUUGUCGUGAUUGCUAUGACCCACGUUGCACGGCGGUACGGCCCGAUGCUGACGGGAAGCGAUUCGUUCUAG